AUGAAACGAAAUUGUCUGGGAACCGUAGACAUAUCAAUUCGCACUGAGAACUGGAAUUUUUGGAACUUGGAAUGGAGAAGACGUCUUUUAGAAUCUCAAGAACUUGAAGGAAUCUCUCAAUUGCAGAAAAAACCUUUUGUUUGUAUAAUAAAGUUGGCUGGUAAAAUGCAAAGUGUCUGUCUUCCUGAAGAACAAUCUCGAGGAUCGCCCUCAAAUACGAGAAUGUCGUUCCCCAUCACAACCCACACGUCUCCCCUCGUUUUGGAUGUUUCAUUACUAUGUCAAACGGAAACAAUGCCUGUUGUUGUAGGUGAAGGCCGUGUUCCACUCGACAAUGCUAUCUCUAAAAGUCAUGAUGAAUGUAUAUUACCGCUUCGUAAUGCUCUGAAUGAAACAAGUGCUUUCCUGAGACUACAGCUAUUAUUUUCGCGUGAACGCAGAUCGUUGAGACAUCCAAUGCGAUCAGCGUUCUAUAUUCAACGUUCCAACCGCUCUCUUCCAUAUCGACCAACACCAGCAAUGUCAGAAGUGAGUCUUAUUACUCUUCCACGUCCACAAGAAGCACCUGAACUUGUGCAUGUGGACAUUCAGGAAAAGGAAAUUGAGUCAAGAGGGUGGCAGCCGUACCGAUAUGUAUUCACAACAACCCCGUAUUCCCCAAAGUCAUUUGAAGUUCCUUCUCGCUAA
Messenger RNA from Schizosaccharomyces japonicus yFS275, 687 nucleotides. RefSeq lists its product as hypothetical. The coding region runs from base 1 to 687 and encodes 228 amino acids. Lineage: Eukaryota; Fungi; Ascomycota; Schizosaccharomycetes; Schizosaccharomycetales; Schizosaccharomycetaceae. The record is from RefSeq and is a predicted model, not a curated record. The transcript has a single exon.